AUGGCCGGAGAACAACAUAGCGAUCACAGCCCUCCCCUCGUCAACUACAACAUGGACGACGGCCCGCCAUCCCAUGAAGCGGACGUUCGGGACGGUCAUCCAUCCACCCCGUCUCCAGAGCCCCAAAACAACGGAGAUGCCUCUCACGCCCACAAUUUAGGGGCAGAGACAUUUCAUCCCAUUCCCGUUCCCGUUGAAGGAGACGCCGUAAUGAUUGCCAUGGUGAAUGCCCUCAAUCAGGCCGGUUCUAUGCUCCACCAGCAGCACGAACGAAUCGUGGCCCUCGAAGCCGAACGACAAGAGGCCCGGCCCCAGCCGGUGAGUAGGAUACAACAACGUUCGGAGCCAACGAAGAAGCGAGAACGUCGCUCUCCCGAACCCCACGCCAGCAGGGCACGCGCCCGUCGUGACGGUGGUCGAGCGAGAACAUCACCAAGGCGCGGGCACAGCCCCGACAACAACGAACUGUCUCCCUUAAGGAGCGACGAGGAAGAUUUGCAUUGCCCCCUAUCUCGGGCAAUAAUGGAAGCCCCGUUCCCCAAAGGCAUGGAGAAACCGCCAAACCUAGCUGUGUACGACGGGACGACAGAUCCCGACGAUCACGUCGACAACGUCAACGCGAUGCUCGACUACCGCAAUGAUAUAACCGGGCACCUCAAAUGCCGACUGUUCUCAACGACCCUCAGGAAAGGGGCCAUGGCCUGGUACAAAAGCUUGGCCCCUGAGUCCAUUACGUCAUGGAGAGUCAUGAGGUCCAUGUUCACCCGGCACUUUACAGCUUCCCGUCGUCACCCCAAGACUGAGGCGACCCUUGAAGCCAUAGUGCAGAAGAAGAAUGAAACACUGCGCUCAUACAUCGAGCGAUUCAACCAGGAAGCUGUCGAGGUAGAUACCACCGAGCACAUGAAGAAGUAUCUCCUCGAGAUAGGUCUCUUGCCCGGCAGUGAACUUAGCAGGGCCGUAGGGAUCGAGCCUCCCCGCACCUUAAACGAGCUCCUGCAUAAAGCCCAAGCCUACAUCAGAUACGAGGAAAAGCAGGUGGCACACAAUGCCCGCAGCGGACGUAACGCCGGGGAGACCGAGCACUCAAAACGCGAGGACACGAGCAUUUCCCGUCGCAACGGGGACAAACGAAGAGAAGAAAGACCUCGCGAGCUCCGGGAAGGAAGAGGCCCCGCGGGCAGAUAUAGCGAGUACACCUUACUGACGGCUCCUCGAGAGCGCAUCCUCGCAGAAUGUAUCAACUCUGAAUUUAAGCAGGGCAGGGUCAGGUUCCCAAAACCGUCUGCACCAAAACCCCACACCGACAAAUCAAAGUACUGCCGGUUCCACAGAAGUCACGGGCACGUGACCGAAGACUGCGUCCACCUGAAGGAUGCGAUAGAAAUUUUAAUCCAAGAGGGGCACCUGAAGCAGCAUACGAGGAAGAACGAAGCUCCCAGACACGACGAGCCAGAGAAGAAGAGACCCCGGGAAAACACACCACCCGACAACUCCCCCUAUCAAGUGGCCCUCUGCGUGUCACGACCGGAAGAUUUCUUCCUCCCCGAACCAUUGCCCGAGGGCAAGAUCACUGCACUCAGCCCCUGGGAAGACUUCCCUACCACACUGGUGAUAUCAGGAGGAGGAACUAACGGGGAAUCCGCGGCCCUCUCCGUCAAACGUAAGUUCGACGAACUCCUACUGACUGCCCCCGAGCAGAAAGCGACAUUGACAAAAUACCGGGGAAAAUCCAACACAAUAUCCUUCUUCCUGGAGGAACUCCCGGGCGGAUCCCCGAACUCGGCCAUCCCACUAUUGAUAAGAGCAAAGAUGGCCCGAUUCGACGUACGACGCAUCCUGGUCGACGAAGGCAGCUCAGUGGAUAUCAUGUACGUCCACCUCUUCAAGACUCUGAAGCUAGACAAGACCAACUUAGCCCCCUACGUCGGAUCAGAUCUCCAAGGAUUCAACGGAGCAACAACCAGACCGUGGGGAUAUGUUGAGCUCCUCGUCACCUUCGGCGAACAAGAAACGGCCAGGGAAGUCAAAAUCCAAUUCCUGGUCGUAGACUGUCCGUCUCUCUACAAUUGCAUCUUUGGACGCCCGACACUGGCCGAACUCACUGCGGUCCCAUCCACCGUCCACCUGAAGAUGAAAUACUACACCAAAUUGGGACGUGUGGUCACCAUCCAUGGUGACAUCGAAGCAGCCCGGCGAUGCUACGACGCCGCAGUAAAAGGACAGGCCGUAGUCAGCACGAAGAGCAACUGCAAUAACAAAAAACUCAAGACCGAGGAUCCCGCCCGAGGAGUCAACGCCAUCGACCUCGACUGUCGCAUCGGGCUGGACGAGACCAAAGAGGGGAGGUUCCCCAAGGAACGCUCUCUCGAACACCCGGUCCGACCAAUCCCCGACGGGGAGUUCGAACUCAUUCCUCUUGGGGACGAUCCGGAAAGGACGGUGAAGAUAGGUAAGGGACUACCCGAGGAGACAAGAGAAGAGCUAGUAGCAUGCCUCAAAGAGAACUCCGACCUCUUCGCGUGGAAUGCCGCAGAAAUGCCCGGGCUGGACCCCGAGAUCGCGUGUCAUAAGCUAGCUGUAGACCGGGCAGCCAAGCCCAUAGCACAACGUAGACGCAAGCAAUCGCCCGAAAAGGCAGAGGCUGCCGAGCGAGCUGUAAAAGACCUCUUAGAGGCAAAUUUUAUUUCUGAAGCCCAGUACACAACCUGGCUCUCUAAUGUAGUCCUCGUUAAGAAAAAUAAUGGAAAAUGGCACAACGGGACACAAUUCACGGACGGAGGAUUCCAGGACUUCGUCGCCAGCCUGGGCACCACACAGCAUUUCACGUCUGUCGAGCAUCCGCAGACGAACGGGCAAGCAGAGGCGGCCAACAGGGUAAUCUUACGUGGCCUAAAACGCAGACUCGGUGAGGCAAAGAGGGCAUGGGUCGAGGAGCUACAUAGCGUGCUAUGGGCCUACCGCACGACACCACAUUCUACCACCGGGGAAACCCCGUUCCGACUAACUUACGGCACCGAAGCAGUCAUCCCGGUGGAGAUACGGGCGCCAACGAGGAGGACGGAGGAGCCCCUAGACGAGGAAAUGAACGAUGAAACCCUUAGAGCCGAGCUCGACCUAGUCGAGGAGAUACGCUCCGAAGCAGCUCUCAGGGAAACGACCCUCAAACAAAAAAUAGCACUACGCCAUGACGCGAAAGUCAUAAAAGAGAGUUCCAGGUCGGCACCCUGGUCCUCAGAAGAAACCAGAAAAACCCGAGAGAGGGCAAACUGGCGGCCAACUGGGAAGGUCCUUACCGCGUCCGCGACAAAACGAGCAACGGGGCCUAUUACCUAG
Molecule: messenger RNA, 3336 nt
Organism: Lathyrus oleraceus (garden pea)
Lineage: Eukaryota; Viridiplantae; Streptophyta; Magnoliopsida; Fabales; Fabaceae
Exons: 2
Coding region: 1-3336 (1111 amino acids)
Biological process (GO): DNA integration
Molecular function (GO): nucleic acid binding
Source: RefSeq, a predicted model, not a curated record